AUGACGGCAUGGCUGGUGGUGCUACUCGCAGAUCAAAAGGAACUAAGGAAGCUCCAACACGAGGGAGAAGGAUUCUUCAAGAAAAUACUGCAAUUCGCUGCCAAUGUCAGGGUCGUUGUUAAAGUCGUUGGUGCUGCUUCCCUUUUCCUCCUCAACGCAUCCUCUUCCCCAAUCCCUAGGGUUUCACAAGCCACCAUGGAUCUCCCUUCCCAAGUCGUGAAGCCAUGGCGCUGCAACCUCACCUUUUCCUUCGUGUCAGAGUCGAACGUUAUCGCCAACGUUACUACACCUCUGCCAUGCUGUGUUCAUGGACCAGGUGGUUCAAUGGCCACUGUGGCAGAAUAUAUGGUGGAUGGUUCUCAUAGGCAUGUAUAUCUUGAUCGUCGGAAGAGGCUGAUAAUUGCAAUGGAUGCUGCUUUUGGAAUGGAAUAUUUGCACUCGAAAAACAUUGUGCAUUUUGACUUAAAAUGUGACAAUUUGCUUGUAAACUUGAAAGAUCCUUUACGUCCAAUACGCAAGGUUGGUGAUUUUGGCUUAUCAAAAAUUAAGAGAAAUACUUUGGUUACUGGUGUGCGUGGGACACACUACCUUGAAUGGCACCAGCUUCUGAAUGGCCGCAGCAAUAAGGUCUCAGAAAAGGUUGAUGUGUUCUCCAUUAGCAUUGUAUUAUGGGAAAUUCUUAUUAUGUGUAACGCAAACACAAAGCACGUUGGUUCCUAUUUGGUCAAAACAUUAAAGGUGGCCACAUCGAUCCCUCCAUUGCUAUAG
Vigna angularis (adzuki bean) is the source of this 768-nucleotide messenger RNA. Its product is annotated as serine/threonine-protein kinase STY17. The coding region runs from base 1 to 768 and encodes 255 amino acids. The transcript has 2 exons. The record is from RefSeq and is a predicted model, not a curated record. Gene Ontology annotation, molecular function: protein kinase activity; ATP binding. Gene Ontology annotation, biological process: signal transduction; protein phosphorylation. NCBI's taxonomy places the organism in Eukaryota, Viridiplantae, Streptophyta, Magnoliopsida, Fabales, Fabaceae. Gene Ontology annotation, cellular component: cytoplasm.